This is a messenger RNA of Puntigrus tetrazona (Sumatra barb), 5055 nucleotides long. RefSeq names its product coiled-coil and C2 domain containing 1B (gene cc2d1b). The transcript is spliced from 27 exons. NCBI's taxonomy places the organism in Eukaryota, Metazoa, Chordata, Actinopteri, Cypriniformes, Cyprinidae. The coding region runs from base 318 to 2906 and encodes 862 amino acids. Gene Ontology annotation, biological process: regulation of transcription by RNA polymerase II. Gene Ontology annotation, molecular function: RNA polymerase II cis-regulatory region sequence-specific DNA binding; DNA-binding transcription repressor activity, RNA polymerase II-specific. Gene Ontology annotation, cellular component: nucleus. The record is from RefSeq and is a predicted model, not a curated record.
UGCUGUUUUCCGCUGCUGGGCGUGGCUUGUCUGUGAUGUUUUUGUUGCACUGGUUUCAGUAGCAAAACAAAGCCAAUGUCAUAUUGCUCUAUUUUCUAAACUGCGUUUUCAUUAGAAAAUUCACUGAGGGUGUCUUCGUCAAAUGAACUGUCAGGUUUGCCAAACGCUGUGUACGGCAGAUAUAUAGGAAGGAGGAAGUGGAGUGGGUUUACUGUUGGCGAGGAAAAGAAAGUAAACUGCUCCCCGGCGCUCUUCUGGAUCAGCGGGGUGUGUGCCCGUCCUGUAACUAAAGUGCGGAGGAGCGGGAGCUGGACGGGAUGUUUGCCCGGAAAAACAAGCGAGCGGCGGCGCCGAAAGGCCAAGGAGCUGCUGCAGCCAAACAGAUGGGAUUGCUGCUUGAUUUCAAGCCAGAUGAUAUGAUGAACAUGGAGCAAGAUCUGGAUGAUCCAGCUUUAGAAGCAGAAUUUGCUGCCAUUGUUGGGAAGAAACCCAAUGUGGCUCCCAGGGGGAAAAAGGCUGGUAAAGCUCCAUUACCGAUGGAGGAUAUUGCAAAAAUGGCGGAGGCUUGCAUGAAAGACAUCGAUGAUGAUGAAGAUGACGGUCUGGAGGAUGACGAAGACCUCUUGGCUGAGCUGCAGGAAGUGGUUGAUGAGGAGGAAACGGAAGACUCGGGUACCACAACCCCCGCGUCCCCCGUUAGUGCGGAAACCCCUUCAGCAGAACCUACACCAGCCAGCCAGGACAAUAAGGUUUAUUCUGUGCCUGGUAGCAUUGAACACACGUUAGAGGAGAGGAUAAACCUGUAUAGAAUGGCUGUUACCAAUUCCAAAGCUGCAGGGGAAACCUCCAAAGCUCGGAGAUAUGAGAGAGGCCUCAAGACAUUACAGACUAUGUUGGCAUCCUUACGGAAAGGAGGUAAAAUUGACGAAACGGAGAUUCCCCCUCCAGUUGCAUGUGGAGCGUCUGGUGGUCCCAGUCGGCCCUCUGCCCCCGCAGCUUCACCUGAUGACAGCGCUGUCGAGAUCUCCCCCGUCUCCGCAGAGGCCGCCCCUGUUGUCAUGGAUCCAGCAUCAAACACUAAAGAAGAGUCCUCCGGUGUAACGUCUCCAGCCUCACUGUCAUCUCCAGAAGGGGAACGUGUAGCAAGUGGCACUGAAUUGCACUUAGCAGACUCACCAGCCGGACAGCUCAAUAAAGACGUUCUGUUAGAGCGACAGAAGGAAUACAGAAUGGCAGCUCUCAAGGCCAAACAAGCAGGAGACAUUGACCAAGCCAAAAUGCAUAUAAAGACCAGCAAGGGAUUCGACGCAGCGAUUGAGGCUUUGGAGAAAGGCCAGCUGGUGGACACGAGCUCCCUUCCGCCCCCUCUGUCUCAAGCCUCUACAGUUACUCCCCAUGCACCUCAAAAAGCAGUUACGUCACCUUCAGUUCCUGCAGACAGUGUUUCUGGUCCAGCUCAGCCCCAGACCGUUCUUGAAGCUCUGGAACAGAGGAUGGCCAAGUACAAAGAGGCCUUCACACAAGCUAAGGCCGGCGGAGAUGAGCGCAAAGCACGCAUGCACGACCGCAUUGCUAAACAAUACCAAUCUGCCAUCCGUUCCCAUAAAGCAGGGCGACCUGUCAAUUUUGAUGAACUUCCAGCCCCUCCAGGUUUUCCUCCAAUCCCAGGCCAGAAGGCUGCUUCUCCAGAGCAGGGAUUGGCUGCAGUGCUGGAAACGGCCAAUAAAUUAACAUCUAAUGAAGCUGAAGCUGGUGAUGGUGAAGAAGACGAUGAAGAUGGAGAGGAAAAGGUUAAAGCUCCAAAAGCUGGCGACCAAAAGAAGCCCACUCUUGCUGUACAGCCAACGGUACAGAAGCCCAAGAGGACCCCUUCACCUUCUCCAGACAGAACGUCUAAAAGAGGAAGUCUCCCUGACACCGCUCAGCAGCAGCUGGAGUUUCUGGAAGGCCGCAAAAAACAGUACAUGAAAGCAGCGUUGCAGGCAAAGCAAAAGAAUGACCUUGAGCAGGCCAAGACCCUCCUGCGUGCAGCAAAGGGUUUGGAGCCCAUGAUUGAAGCCACCCGCAGCGGCAAGAUGGUGGACAUAAGCAAGGUGCCUUCACCGCCAGGAGAUGAGGAUGAGGACUUCAUUCUAGUCAAUCACAGUGAUGUUCAGAUCUCAGAGAAGGCUGAGGAGGUCUACACUCAACUCACCAAACUACUCAAAGAGCAAUACGAGAAAUGCGUGAGGCACUCCAAGCAGUUCACACACAUGGGGAAUGUAGCAGAAACAACCAAAUUUGAGAACAUGGCAGAACAAUGUAAGAAGAGCCUGGAGAUUCUUAAACUGGCCCAGAACAGGGGGCUCCAGCCUCCUAAACAUCACUUUGAGGAGAGAACAUAUCGCACUGUCAGGAUUUUCCCAGAGCUUAGUAGCACAGACAUGGUUGUGGUCAUUGUAAGAGGGAUGAACCUUCCUGCUCCCUCUGGUGUUGCAACAAAUGAUUUGGAUGCUUAUGUCAAGUUUGAUUUCCCAUACCCCAGUACAGAUCAACCGCAGAAACAUAAAACAUCAGUCAUCAAAAAUACCAACAACCCAGAGUAUAACCAGAACUUCAAACUGAUUAUCAACCGGAACCACCGUGGCUUCAGGAGAGUUAUACAGUCUAAAGGCUUGAAGCUGGAAGUGCUGCACAAAGGCGGCUUCCUGAGAAGCGACAAGCCGGUAGGAACAGCCCAGAUCAAACUGGAGAAACUGGAAACUGAAAGCGAAGUGAGAGAGAUAGUGGAGCUCAUGGAUGGGCGGAAGGCCACCGGUGGUCGUCUGGAGGUGAGGGUGCGUCUCAGAGAGCCGCUGGGUGGGCAGGACCACCAGACCGUCACAGAGAGAUGGCUGGUGCUAGAGGAGCCACAGGUACUGCUGUAACUGUGACGCUGGUUUCUUCUCCUCAACGGCUUGAGGCUCUCAGCGCUUUUAUCAGAGUGGAUGAAGGUCUGGACGAUGAAAGCUCAGUGGUGCUGCGAGGCUCUGGUACAGAGCACGUGAUGGAGAUCGUGAGGAACUCGAGGGACUUAGCUUUGUCUAUCAGGGUAAAAGAGGUUAAAUCAGGAUGUAAGAGUUGGGGUGGUUAUUAAAAAUAUUAAAAAGAGGAGCAGAAAAACGUGCACGGAUUGAUAUGCCUUUUAAACGGGCCUUUUGAGAUAGAUUGCCUCUUGAUUUUGUAAUAACAUUCACCCCAACUGUUACAUUAAUGCAUUGGAGCUGAAGCCAAUGAGAGCUAACCUUUUUUUUUUUUUUUUUUUUUUUUUUUUUUUAACUGCUCUGGGAUGCACUUACGCACUAAUGCCAAAGUAAUCACUGCUGCUGCAGUAAGAUGAACGACUUAAUCUGUUCCCCCUCAAACUAGGAACCUGUUCCUGCCGUAUCUCAAAUACUAAUGUAUGACUGCUAUGCAAAUGAGUUCUACACGAUUAGCUAUGCAAAACGGUUUGCGUUUGAAUCCCAAACAUUUUGUCAGACAUUUCAAAACUUGUUUACGUCCUUUGUGUAUUUACUGCUUGAUUUAUUACGGACAGGCCGCGUAAAAGCCAAGCCGUUAAAUAUUAUAUUCCGUAUAAAUACCAUUAAAGCCGUAAACGAGCUUUUACUAAUUGAACCAGAUGUGAAUUAUUCAUUGAACAUUCUCAGUAGUCUGUGUUUGUUUUAAGAGGUAAACGAGCGAGCGUGCCAUGUUUGGGAAUUAUUUCAAUUGUAAUUUUUCCAGUAAAUUUAGGCUUCCACGGCAUUUUGCUGACGAUCAGGACCAGAACUGGUGCUGCAAUACUCAUAUUCAGACUCUCUGAACAGAAGUGCCAGUGUAGUUACCUUAUAAGUUAGCAAAAGUAGAAAAACGUUUUGUAUAUAUGUUAAACUUAAUAUAUGAGAGAAAUCUUUUCUCGCUCUUCUUGCACUUGACGGUUGUUCUGUACUAGGGUUGCUCCUAGUAGGCACUUUAUAGCCACAUAUAGCCAAUGUUUACAUUACGGUUGACUGCGCAGUUAAGUUGAGACACAUAAGACGACACCUUCCAUUAAUGACCUCACAAAUGGCUUAAAGGACUAGCUCAGCCAGAAAUGAACAUUUGCUGAAAAUUGAUUUUACUUGGGUCAUCCGAGAUGUAGAUUCAGCGUUACAUUACUUACUACCAGCAGUGGAUGGGUGCCAUCAGAAUAAGAGUUCAAACAACUGAUAAAACAUGAAAGCCAUCUACAUGCUCCAGUUCAUCACUUAAAAGCCGCAUGCUGCUUCUAGUGAAAAUGUCCAUCCCCGUGCCCGUUUCGGCUUGUAAAUAGUGGCGCUUUUUACAUCCAAGACGAGGUAUCUUUUUCACUGGGUAAAGCAGUAAGUCAUGGAUAGAAGACUCAGAUUUUAGCUGGAAGCAAUAAUUCCGAGUUAGAGUCUUAUUUGAUGGACUGGAGUCAUGCAAAGCGCUUGCGGAUUCAUUUGAUUUUUUUUUUUUUAUAUCAGCUGUUUGGACCCGUUCAUUCUUAUGAUCCAUUAACUGAGAAUCUAGAAUUUGUCCAAAUCUGUUCUAAUAAUUUACUCACUUCAUACCAAGAUUAUCAGCACUUUUGAAUUUUUGGGUGAGCUAUUGUUUUUUUUGCCUUCUGAGUGAGUCUAAAAAUACCUCAGUUUUGCCCCAAUUAUAUUUUGUGGUCUGUUGGAUUAUAACUUGUGAAGAAUUGACUGACAUUCGGCUUUUAAGCAUGGACAAUGUACAAUCUAAAUCCCUCAGUCUAGUCGGUAUUCUGUCCAUUCAUUUCAGUUCCAGUCGUUCCCAUCCCGUGUGAAUUGUGUGACUUGGCGCAUUUCAGAUCCAGCUUUGUCCUGGUGUAAGUUAUGCUGUCAGUGUUGAUUCUUCAUUAAAAAGUUUUUAAAUCUGCCAUAAGGCUCAUCUUGAAAAACGCGGGCCUCAAUUGUCAUGUUACAUAACAUGUUUCAUUUUCUACUCUUUCCCUCAAGAGUCAGCCAUGUAAUUUAUUUUCUUUUUACAUCGUUUCGUUAAACUGUUUUGUUAUUAAACGAUAAAAACAAA